UGGGCUACAACUAUUCUACAGAGAGGCAUUUUCUAGAAAUAGAAGACCAAACAAACAAAACUAACAUCAACAAAAAAAAUGGCCUCUCUUCAUACUCUCACACUCCUCUUAAUUUCCACAAACCUCCAUCUCUUCGGAGCUUCUUCAUCUAACAGCAAUGGAUACGACGAUUUCCUCGAAUGCCUAACCGAUCAAUUCCAUCGCUCAAACUCACCUACCGACACAAUCUACACCCCUCAAAACGCAACCUACGCCACUCUCCUACCAUCACAUAAUCCCCGCCUGGCCUCCGUCCUCCCGCGGCGGCCCGACCUCAUCGUCACCCCAUUCCACGUGUCCGAAAUCCAGGCUUCCAUCCACUGCUCCCGUGUUCUCAAUCUCCAGAUCAGAGUCAAGAGCGGCGGCCACGACUACGAAGGCCUCUCCUACGCCUCCGCGUCGGCUCCCUUCGUCAUCGUCGACAUGAGAAACUUCCGGUCAGUUUCAAUCGACGAGAAGGCGAAAACCGCGCGUGUGGAGGUCGGCACAACCCUCGGCCAGCUCUACUACACGAUCUCUCGAACAAGCAAAACCCUUGCUUUCCCCUCCGGCGUCUGCCCCACCGUGGGAGUCGGCGGCCACUUCAGCGGCGGCGGCUACGGCAUGAUCACGCGCAAGCACGGCCUCGCCCUCGACCACAUCGUCGACGCUAAGCUCAUCAAUACCGACGGCGAAAUCCUGGACCGGAAAAGCAUGGGAGAGGAUCUGUUCUGGGCAAUCAGAGGCGGCGGAGGGUCCAGCUUCGGGAUUGUUCUAGAAUUCACGGUCACGCUAGCCUCCGUCCCAGAAACCGUCACGGUCUUCAACGUGACACGAAUGCUGGAGGAAAACGCGACGGAGCUAGUCGAUAAAUGGCAACACAUCGCCGAUAAAGUCGACGAGAAUCUCCUCCUCAGACUUUUCCUAAGCCCUACCAACUCUCCGGCGACCGGAAACAUAACAGUCGCCGCCUCAUUCACGUCGAUGUACCUCGGUGGGGCCCGCGACCUUCUCCCUAUAAUGGAAGAGCAGUUUCCGGAGCUCGGGUUGACGGAAGAUGAUUGCAAGGAGAUGAGUUGGGUGGAAUCUGUUCUCUUCUUUGCUAACCUUGACGACCAACCCUUAGACGUAUUGUUGGACCGGACGCCUGCGGGAUCCUUCUACUUCAAAGGGAAAUCCGAUUACGUGAGCGCUCCCAUCCCGGUGAACGGUCUCAGAGAGAUAUGGAACUUUCUUAUGGAAGGCGAACGCUCUAGCUUGCAGUUGCAGCUGCAGUUUAGUCCGUACGGGGGAGUGCUCAACACCUACUCCGAUCACGAAACUCCCUUUCCUCAUCGGAGAGGGAAUAUAUUCAUGAUCCACUACUCAGUGGGGUGGUUUAACCUCAAUGAAUCGGAAGCGGGUAUUCGUUGGAUUCGGGGGCUCUAUGGCUACAUGGCGCGCCACGUCACCCAGAAUCCGCGGGCCGCUUACUUCAACUAUAGGGAUCUUGACAUCGGAAGAAACAACGACGCUGGGAAUACAAGCUACGAUCAAGCUAGUGUUUGGGGGCUUAAAUAUUUUAAAAAUAAUUUUAAAAGGUUGGUUCGUGUCAAGACUAAAUUCGACCCCUCAAAUUUCUUCAGAAACGAGCAGAGUAUUCCGGUGUUGGGAAUGUAGUGCGUUGGUGUAGUUAAAUUAAUGGUGAAUAGUUAAAAUUGUUGUGAAUUUUAUGUAUUAGGGAAAUAAAG
This is a messenger RNA of Salvia splendens (bonfire salvia), 1748 nucleotides long. Its product is annotated as berberine bridge enzyme-like 18. Lineage: Eukaryota; Viridiplantae; Streptophyta; Magnoliopsida; Lamiales; Lamiaceae. Gene Ontology annotation, molecular function: oxidoreductase activity; FAD binding. Bases 79 to 1677 code for a protein of 532 amino acids. The transcript has a single exon. The record is from RefSeq and is a predicted model, not a curated record.